Molecule: messenger RNA, 1698 nt
Organism: Leptopilina heterotoma
Lineage: Eukaryota; Metazoa; Arthropoda; Insecta; Hymenoptera; Figitidae
Product: golgin subfamily A member 6-like protein 2
Exons: 3
Coding region: 314-1594 (426 amino acids)
Source: RefSeq, a predicted model, not a curated record
CUUUAUUAAUUUUCAUCUCUUCUAGUAGUGUAAUUGUAAUAUUAAUAAUAAUAGCAAGAUAAUAGUGAAUAAAUUUGAAAAAUAACAAGAGUCACAGCCCUGCAUUGGCGCAAGCGCAGUUCACAAUUUCUAGCAGAAGUUAAACUGUUAAAAAAUGUUUUGUUGUGACAGAUUGUUUGUGUGACAGUCAGUGACAGUUGAAUAAAUCUUUUGUAUAUUAAAUUAAGCACCUUUAACAGUAUUAUUUUUACUACAAAAAAAGGAAAAUUUUUUUUUUACUAUAUUUUUUGUUCAGUCAAAAAUAAGUAUUAUCAUGGAAAAUGAUUAUUAUUCAACCGUUUAUUCCUGGUUCGAUAAAUGUGGAAUAAUCGGGAACAUACGGACACAUUUGCGUCAAAAUUUGGUAAAUGCUUUAAAAAAUAAAGAUUCAUUAAAAUGCGAGAGUAAUCGACCAAAAUCGGCAAAGCAAUACGUUCACGAUUUAUUAAUUGCAGAAUAUCUCUUCGACAGAAAUUACGCCUGUUCAUUGUCAGUUUUUGCAAGCGAAGCGCCUUUACUUGUGAAUUUUGCCCGACAAGUGUCAAGCAAUUCCAAUGAAAACGAGAAUAAGCAACGUUUGCAAAAUGAUUAUGUGACGCAUACACUUGACACUCUGGGAAUAAAAUCAGACGAACCCGAAGGACUGUCAAUUAUUUCCAAAUAUUCAGAAACUGAAGAACCACUUUUACUAUGUAUUUUAAAUUCUCAUCGUCAAUUUUCUUCAUUGAAAAUUGAUGAAAUUGGAGAAAAAUGCAAAGUGACUAAAGUUUUGAAAAAUGUCCGCGAGAAUGCGACUCAAACCGAGAGAGAGGAAACUAGAGAAGAAAAAGUGGCAUCGGCGACAAAAAGAUUAUUCAAGCAAAAGGAAAUUUUCGAUUUAGAAUUGAAGGAGAAGGAGAAAAAAUUAAGAGAACAGGCAAUUAUCGUUGAUCGUCAACUUUCGUUAUUGCAGAAGAAAUUACAAGAAGCUCAGGAAUUAAUGUACAAUGUUCAAACGAAGGAGAAAAAUUUUCAUCAAGAAAGAGGAAAAGAGGAGCAGAGAAUUAUUCAAAAAGAUAUGGAACUCGCAAUGAAGGAGAAACUUCUCUCCCAAGAAGCAAUUAGAUUAGAAAAGGAGAGGGACAGUUAUAGAAAGUUUGAGACAGACUUGCAAAAAUUACGGGACGAAUUAUUAAAAGUAAAAAGAGAAUUUCCAACGUUAAAUAAAAAUGAUUAUCGCGAUAUGCAUACGCAAACGGAUUUCGAGAGUUUCACGAAUCUCUGCCGUGAAAAUGAGGAAUUAAAUAGUUUGGUGAAACAGCAACAGGCGCGAAUUGAACAAUUAACAUUGAGAGCCGUUCGUCUCUCGAGGCAAAUGGAAGAGACGCAAUUGGUGAAGAGAAAUAUUUUAGAACUGCCAAAUCCAGUCAUUCAAUUAACGAAAAAUAGUACAAUUGUGAGUGAGAGUAGUUCGACUGAGGAUUUAAUUCAGGACGCAAAAAUGAGACUGAAACGCCUUGAGGAAGAAAGUACAAAAGCCGAUCAGUAUUUUUUCGACUACAUUACUUCGUCAUAAUGUAGAAAUUUUAUUUUUUUACAGUAUUUUUUUUUUACGUAAAUUUGUUUCCCUUUUUUUUCAUGUCAUUGUAUUAAAUUAAUAGUCUAUGAGGGGAAACAAAA